AUGGGAGGAUGCGUGGGGAGAUACUGGGAAGGCUGGGACGACACUCAGAACCGUGGCUCGAACAGGAACGGAGGACGAGGAGGACGUAACGAGCCCCUGAAAAAAGAGCGUCCCAAAUGGAAGAGCGACUACCCAAUGACGGAGGGCCAGCUACGGAGCAAGCGAGACGAGUUCUGGGACACGGCGCCCGCCUUCGAAGGCCGCAAGGAGAUCUGGGAUGCCCUGAAAGCCGCCGCCGUGGCCCUGGAGUGCAACGACCAUGAGUUGGCCCAGGCUAUAGUCGAUGGAGCCAGUAUCACACUGCCACAUGGCACUCUGACAGAAUGUUACGAUGAACUGGGGAACCGCUACCAGCUGCCAGUUUACUGCCUGGCUCCCCCCGUGAACCUCAUCUCAGAGCGCAGCGACGAGGACCCCGGCGACAGCCCCGAGCCCCUCGCCGCACCCAAGAAAGAAUUCCAGCUCAAGGUGCCGACACGAGCGAACCGCGGCGGGCACAAGAAGGGGCGCGCUCGUGUUUCCAGUCAUUCAGUGUCCCAUUCUCCACAGGUGCGACUGUCCACAGGAAAGGACCUUCGUCUGAGCGCCAGCAUGGCCGACAGCAUCGGGCAGCUGAAGAAGCAGCUUCAGGCCCAGGAGCUCAUCGACGUGGGCCACCAGCGCUGGUUCUUCUCCGGUAAGCUGCUCACAGAUAAAACGCGGCUGCAAGACACUAAGAUCCAGAAGGACUUUGUCAUCCAGGUCAUCGUCAACCCGCAGGCCCUCCGAGGCUCCAAACUCUCGCCAACCAGCGCCGCCUCCUCACCCACAUCUGAGUAA
This is a messenger RNA of Menidia menidia (Atlantic silverside), 819 nucleotides long. NCBI's taxonomy places the organism in Eukaryota, Metazoa, Chordata, Actinopteri, Atheriniformes, Atherinopsidae. The record is from the annotation of a GenBank genome assembly.